AUGGCGCCCAGGAACAUUACCCCCGGCACGGUUGUUAUCAUCCUCUGCGGACCUAAUGCCGGCAAGCGCGCGGUCUACAUAAAGCCAGCCACCACUGGUUACUUGACCGUUGCUGGUCCGUCUUGCCCGGUCACCCGGGUGCCCAGGAGACACUGUGUGGCGACUUCCACCAAAGUCGACGUCAGUUCCGUAAAGGAUGAGAUUGAGGGCGAGUUGAACACCAUUAUCAAGAAGGAUUUGCUUUUGGAGGAGUACUUGAACACCCCAUUCUCUUUGAAUGAGUGUUUGGGUGUGGCCCCCCACGAGCUCACCUUCUAA
Messenger RNA from Gregarina niphandrodes, 318 nucleotides. RefSeq names its product 60S ribosomal protein L6. The transcript is spliced from 2 exons. Gene Ontology annotation, molecular function: RNA binding; structural constituent of ribosome. Gene Ontology annotation, biological process: cytoplasmic translation; ribosomal large subunit assembly. The record is from RefSeq and is a predicted model, not a curated record. NCBI's taxonomy places the organism in Eukaryota, Apicomplexa, Conoidasida, Eugregarinorida, Gregarinidae. Gene Ontology annotation, cellular component: cytosolic large ribosomal subunit; ribosome. The coding region runs from base 1 to 318 and encodes 105 amino acids.